AUGGAACUCAACCGAGAACAUUUUCGCGCCAUAAUUUAUUACAACUUUCAGAGACAAUUAUCGCAACAAGAAUGCCUUGCUGAGUUACUGUUUGUUUUCGGCAACGAAGCGCCACAUUAUCUUAGCGACGAUCCCAGGGUGGGUGCACCAAAAACGGCAGUCACCCAGGAAAACGUCGUUGCUGUGCGCAAACUCAUCAUUGAAGAUAGACAUGUGAUAUAUCGCGAGAUUGAGGCGUCCUUGAAGAUCUCAAAGACCUUAAUUCAAAAAAUUUUACAUGAAGAAUUAGGAGUAAGAAAAUUAGUUUCUCGUUGGAUACCCCACCUGUUGACUGAAGAAGAGCAGAAAGCAGCCAGGGUUAAUUGGUGUCAAAAAUUGCUUGACCGUUUCAAUUCCGGAAACUCAAAAAUGUGUACAGCAUUGUUAGUGUCGGCUGUUUGGGUGUUCCAAGGUGAAGAAAAGCCAACAAAAGUCAUCCGUUCUCGAAGAGUCUCGAAAAAGAUGGUCGCGAAAUUUAUGUCAAAAGCGGGUCAUAUUGCAACUAUUCCUCUUAAUGAGCAAAGAACUGUUACUGCGGAUUGGUAUACCACCAUUUGUUUGCGAAAAUUCAUCACCGAGCUUCGAAAAAUCAACCCCGAAAGAAGAAUCAUCCUCCACCAAGACAAUGCAAGCUCGCACACAGCCCAAAAAACAAGGCGGUAUUUAACGGAAGAAAACGUGGAAUUAUUGGACCAUCCUCCAUAUAGUCCCGAUCCAAGUCCAAACGAUUUCUUUACGUUCCCGAAAAUUAAAAACAGACUGCGUGGUCAAAGGUUCCAGUCACCAGAAGAAGCAAUGUGUAUUAAUCUUCGUGGAGAAUACUUCGAAAAACAAUAA
This is a messenger RNA of Acanthoscelides obtectus, 876 nucleotides long. Lineage: Eukaryota; Metazoa; Arthropoda; Insecta; Coleoptera; Chrysomelidae. The record is from the annotation of a GenBank genome assembly.